CUCUGGUCUCUUUGCAAUAUCAGCUGCUCCAACGAAGCAACUGGAGGCGGGGGGUGGCUGGAUUGAUGAUUCUCUGUGUGUGUGUUUUUUUUUAAUUUAUUGCUUUGAUUCUUUCCUUCCUCUUUGGAAAGUUUUGCUGCUUCCAGAUUCCAACAGCCUUGGAAAAACUAUAGAAGAUUUUUAGGAGGGAGAGGGGCUCUUUCGUUCCCCAGGAUUUUUGAAUUUGGAGAGGAGAUUUUUUUAAACAAUUUUUUUUUGCACCGUUGUGUUUUAGGAGAGCCUUCCCUCUAUGUUCUCAGUCUGAGCAAAUUUGUGCUCCCUCCCCUUCCCCGGUGGAAACUGAAAGCAUCUUCUUCAUAUAAGAAGAAUGAACCCACAAGGAAAAGAAGAAAGGCCGUGAUAUAUAUAAUAUAUAUUUAAAACCUACCUAUAUAGAUUUUUUUAUUCUUCUAAUUUAAUUUUUUUAAAGUAGAGGUCGGGAGAGGGAAUAAUAAACAGGAGGCAGAAAGACAGAAGAAAUCACAGCCAUCCUCACUCCACCCCACCCCACCCCACCCCCCCAAAAGGAAGCGCCAUGGAGAAGAAGGAAGCGGUGGGCAAGGCCGCUGCUGUGAAGCAACAGCCGGGCGAUCUUCAAGCUCCCAAGGGGGUUCUCCAGGAUGUGACACAGCCCCCUGCAAGUGAACGGACUAGUCCCUCUCCUGCCACAGCUGCGGAUACUGCAGGUCGCAGGGGUGACCGCUCUCCCUCUCCCCCCGCACCAACAGCGAUCCCUCCGCCGUCUGCAGCUCUUCCUGUGGGAGUGACGCUGCCCACCCAGAAUGGGCACAUGGGCACUGAGACUGCUGCGGUGUCACCAGCUGAAUUGGGACCUCCUCCUCAAGAGGAGCAGGCUGGCUCCCAACCUGCCACAACGCUUCCUGCUGAGGAGACCCUGCCCCCCCAAAAUGAUCAUCCUCAACCUGUAGAUGCCCAGGAAACACCCACUGUGGAAGAAACAAGUCCCCAAGAAAGUGCUCGGCCACCACCCAAGAACGAACAGCCUUCUUCUGGUGCAGGACCUUCCAGCCCCCGGACUAAACAAGAUACUCAGAAGGCUCAAGCCCGGCACAAGUUGGCCCGGGAACGGCGGGAGGAGAGAGCCAAGCAUCUAGCUGCCAAGCGAGCUGUGUGGCUGGAGAAGGAAGAGAAGGCUCGACUUCUGCGGGAAAAGCAGCUUGAAGAUCGGCGGCGCCGGCUUGAAGAGCAGCGAGUCCGUGCUGAGAAACGGCGUGCCGCUCUGGAGGAGCGCCAGCGGCAGAAGCUGGAGAGGAACAAGGAGCGCUAUGAAGCUGCCAUCCAGCGUUCAACGAAGAAAACCUGGGCAGAAAUCCGGCAGCAACGGUGGUCAUGGGCUGGCGCACUGCACCAAGGAUCCCCCACUCACAAAGAUGGUACGAGCAGGUGCUCCCUCUCUGCCGUAAAUCUCCCCAAACACGUGGACUCUAUAAUCAACAAGCGCCUCUCCAAAUCUUCUGCCACCCUCUGGAACUCACCCAGUAGAAAUCGUAGCCUACAGCUCAGCCCCUGGGAGAGCAGCAUAGUCGACCGGCUCAUGACGCCCACGCUGUCCUUCUUGGCCCGCAGUCGGAGCGCCGUGACACUUGCUGGUAACGGCAAAGAUCAGGUACCUGUGUGCCCCCGGUCAGCUUCUGCCAGCCCCCUCAGCCCCUGCAACAACCAGCGCCUGCACCACCGCUGCUCAGAGCGACGGCGGCCGGCAACCAGCAGCCCAGACGUGACGCCCCGGCGGAAGGCUGAAGCCUCCCCUAAAAAGAAAGAGAAGAAGGACAAGGAGCGGGAGAAUGCCCAAGAGAAGAGUGCCCUUGCCCUACGCAAACGCCAGUCUCUGCCAGCUGGGCAGGCUCGCCAGCUGCGCACGCCUGAGAGCAGCCCGGGCCCCAAGCCAAGGCCUGCCUCUCCAGCUAUCACCAAGCAACGCCCAGCCUCUCCUAGCACAGGCCCUAGUUCUCCGCACCGACCAGGCCUGACGCGCAGUGCCCACUCUUCACCCAAGGCACGGGCCCGCAAGCAGAACAGCAGCCAGCCAAAGGUUCCCAAGGCUGAAGAAAAGGAACGAAGAGUAUCCUCCCCUGCACUGAAUGAGACCCCCAAGGUCACAGGGGGCAGUGAAGUGGCACCAGAUACCUCUAACCCCUCUGGCACAGCCAGUCCAGUUCCUGCUCCUCCUGCCACCACCCCGAGCAAACCCAUGGCAGGCACCACAGAUCGGGAAGAGGCUGCCCGGCUGCUGGCUGAGAAACGGCGCCAAGCACGGGAACAGCGGGAACGAGAGGAGCAAGAACGCCGGGAACAGGAAGAGCGGGAGCGGCGGCUAGCAGAGGAGCGGGCCCAGCAAGAAGCAAAGGAACGGCUCCAGCAGCAAGCUGAACUAGCUCGGCUGGAGGAGGAGCGGCGGCAGGAAGAGGAGGAGCGGGCCCGGCAAGAGGAGCGUGAAGCCCAAGAGCGGGCCCGGGCGGAGCAGGAAGAGCAGGAGCGGCUGCAGAAACAGAGGGAGGAAGCUGAAGCUCGAGCACGAGAGGAGGCAGAGCGCCAGCGGGUGGAACGUGAAAAGCAUUUCCAACGGGAGGAGCAAGAACGGCUUGAGCGGAAGAAACGGCUGGAGGAGAUCAUGAAGAGGACGCGGAAAGCAGAUGGAGCUGAUGCCAAGAAGAAAGAGGACAAGAAAUUGGUGAACGGGAAGGAAGGGAAACAGGCCGAACUCAGUAUAGAUGGUGAAAAGCGGCCCGGAAGCCUACCCAAGGAAGAAGAGCUACCCGAGAUGCAGGCCUCAAGCCCAGCAGGUCACAAAGUGCCACUUCCGGAAGGAACGCAGCACAGCUCCCCUGUGGCUCCUGCUCUUUCCCUGGUAAACGGCCUGCAGGCCAGCAAGCGUGAAAAUGGCUUUUCCUCCACUAAAGAGCCCAGCGGCCGGGAGCACUCCACAAGCCCUGGGCUGGGCAUGGCCGGAGAGGCCAUUCUGCCUUUUGCCAACAAGGAGCCCUUCCUCACCAAGGCUGUGGCCAAGGCCCCGCAGGUCACAGAGGUUCUGUAAGCCACGAUGCCCCCACUCCCUUCUCCCCAAAGGAUGGGUGCAACCAAGUGCCAACUGCAGGCUAGAUCUAACCAGAAGAUCAGCAAGAAGCUCCGCACCCCACAAGGAUCGAGGAGGCGCGGGGAGCCAGGCUGGAUAGAGAUGGCCCAGCCCCAGAGACUCUCUUUUUCUCUCUCUUUCUCCUCUCCUCUUCUUUUCUUGUUUUUGUUAUUAUUUUUAAUAUGCACCUUAUCAGACUCAUCCCUACUCAUAUUUCAUCCCACAAGACUAUAUAAUCGCAUAGUUAUUUAACUGGCUGGGUACAAAAAGGAUGUGAAUAAUGUACAUAAACCUCAGUGUUAACACGGAUUGCGUCAGCAUCAUCACCGGCGGGGUCUCGCUGCCCCCCACAUGUGUGUUCGCAGGAGAUUCCUUUGGGACUACUACUUCUUUUUUUUGUUUGUUUUGAAUGCGGGCUGGGUCAUAGCUGGGGGAGACGGGAUCUUGGCAUCGGGCUGGGGUCCGUGCGGGUGUGUCUGUUACAACCAGUGCAAAAACAGACAGGUCUGGAUCUCUAAAUUAAACUCUCUGCGUUUCGUCUCAGCCAGGAUCCCUGCAGAGUUUUGUGUGUCUGUGUGCAUGUGUGUGCACCAUAAGCCACUCAACGACUGCCGUGGUCAACACUGUGCUUUUAUUGGGUGCUGCUGUGUGUGUGUGUGUGUGUGUGCGCGCGUGUGUGUCUGCAUGUGAGAUGGCUGGGACACGUCGCGCUGGGUGUCAUUGUGACAGUAUUAUACAUCUGAACAACCUUUUAUGGACAAUAAAGAUAACAAAUGAC
Eublepharis macularius is the source of this 3911-nucleotide messenger RNA. It is a transcript of the gene MAP7D1, whose product is annotated as MAP7 domain containing 1. Lineage: Eukaryota; Metazoa; Chordata; Lepidosauria; Squamata; Eublepharidae. Gene Ontology annotation, cellular component: microtubule cytoskeleton. The record is from RefSeq and is a predicted model, not a curated record. Bases 575 to 3094 code for a protein of 839 amino acids. Gene Ontology annotation, biological process: microtubule cytoskeleton organization. The transcript is spliced from 18 exons.